Messenger RNA from Propithecus coquereli (Coquerel's sifaka), 864 nucleotides. It is a transcript of the gene SNRNP35, whose product is annotated as small nuclear ribonucleoprotein 35kDa (U11/U12). Gene Ontology annotation, biological process: mRNA splicing, via spliceosome. The transcript has a single exon. Gene Ontology annotation, molecular function: mRNA binding; snRNA binding. The coding region runs from base 6 to 746 and encodes 246 amino acids. The record is from RefSeq and is a predicted model, not a curated record. Gene Ontology annotation, cellular component: precatalytic spliceosome; U12-type spliceosomal complex. Lineage: Eukaryota; Metazoa; Chordata; Mammalia; Primates; Indriidae.
AGAACAUGAACGACUGGGUGCCCAUCGCCAAGGAGUAUGAUCCGCUCAAAGCUGGCAGCAUUGACGGCACGGAUGAAGACCCACACGAUCGUGCGGUCUGGCGGGCGAUGCUGGCACGAUACGUCCCCAACAAAGGCGUCACAGGAGACCCCCUUCUCACCCUGUUUGUGGCAAGACUAAACUUGCAGACCAAAGAGGACAAAUUAAAGGAAGUCUUUUCCCGCUAUGGUGACAUCCGGCGGCUUCGGCUGGUGAGGGACUUGGUCACGGGCUUUUCCAAGGGCUAUGCCUUCAUAGAGUACAAGGAGGAGCGUGCCGUGAUCAAAGCCUACCGAGAUGCAGACGGCCUGGUUAUUGACCAGCAUGAGAUAUUUGUGGACUAUGAGCUGGAAAGGACUCUCAAAGGGUGGAUCCCUCGGCGACUUGGAGGCGGUCUCGGGGGGAAAAAGGAAUCUGGGCAACUGAGAUUUGGGGGACGGGAUCGGCCUUUCCGAAAACCCAUUAAUUUGCCAGUUGUUAAAAAUGACCUUUAUAGGGAAGGAAAGAGGGAAAGAAGGGAGAGAUCUCGAUCCCGAGAAAGACACUGGGACUCAAGGACAAGAGAUCGAGACCACGACAGGGGCCGGGAGAAGAGGUGGCAAGAAAGAGAGCCCCCCAGGGUGUGGCCCGAAAAUGACUGGGACAGAGAGAGGGACUUCAGAGAAGACAGGUUCAAGGGAAGGGAGAAGAGGGACAGAAGCAAGUAGGGGAACAGACAGAACAGACCCCUGAGUGAAGAUACAGCGUCAGUAAUCAGUAAAAGCGUCGGGUUCUUGUCUUUAUAAGCAGCGUAAGUCUAAUGGUUGAAUAAAGCUUACGGAUAAU